GCAGUUCCGAGGCUGCAAGUAUGGCUGGGACUGUGGUACUGGACGAUGUGGAGCUGCGGGAGGCGCAGAGAGAUUACCUCGACUUCUUGGAUGACGAGGAAGACCAGGGACUUUAUCAAAGCAAAGUGCGGGAACUGAUCAGUGACAACCAAUACCGGCUGAUUGUCAAUGUGAAUGAUCUGCGCAGGAAAAAUGAGAAGAGGGCUAACCGCCUCCUGAACAAUGCCUUUGAGGAACUGGUUGCCUUCCAGCGGGCCUUAAAGGAUUUUGUGGCCUCCAUUGAUGCUACCUAUGCCAAGCAGUAUGAGGAGUUCUACAUAGGACUGGAGGGCAGUUUUGGCUCUAAGCACGUUUCUCCACGAACUCUCACCUCCUGCUUCCUCAGUUGUGUAGUCUGUGUGGAGGGCAUUAUCACUAAAUGCUCUCUAGUUCGACCCAAAGUUGUCCGCAGUGUCCACUAUUGUCCUGCCACCAAGAAGACCAUAGAGCGAAGUUAUUCUGAUCUCACCACCUUGGUGGCCUUUCCUUCCAGCUCUGUCUAUCCCACUAAGGAUGAAGAGAACAAUCCCCUUGAGACAGAAUAUGGCCUUUCUGUCUACAAGGACCACCAGACCAUUACCAUCCAGGAGAUGCCAGAGAAGGCCCCAGCCGGCCAGCUUCCUCGCUCUGUGGAUGUCAUUCUAGAUGAUGAUUUGGUGGAUAAAGUGAAGCCUGGUGACCGAGUCCAGGUGGUGGGAACUUACCGCUGCCUUCCUGGAAAGAAGGGAGGCUAUACCUCAGGGACCUUCAGGACUGUCCUGAUUGCCUGUAAUGUGAAGCAAAUGAGCAAGGAUGUUCAGCCUUCAUUCUCUGAGGAUAUACCCAAGAUCAAGAAGUUCAGCAAAACCCGUUCCAAGGAUAUCUUUGACCAGCUGGCCAGGUCACUGGCCCCUAGUAUUCAUGGGCAUGAGUAUGUCAAGAAGGCAAUCCUUUGCUUGCUCUUGGGAGGGGUAGAACGAGACCUAGAAAAUGGCAGCCAUAUCCGUGGGGACAUCAAUAUUCUUCUAAUAGGAGACCCAUCGGUUGCCAAGUCUCAGCUUCUGCGGUAUGUCCUUUGCACUGCACCCCGGGCUAUCCCCACCACUGGCCGGGGCUCCUCUGGAGUGGGCUUGACAGCUGCUGUCACCACAGACCAGGAGACAGGGGAGCGCCGUCUGGAAGCGGGGGCCAUGGUCCUGGCCGACCGAGGUGUGGUUUGCAUCGAUGAAUUUGACAAGAUGUCUGACAUGGACCGCACAGCCAUCCACGAAGUGAUGGAGCAGGGUCGAGUCACCAUCGCCAAGGCUGGCAUCCACGCUCGGCUGAAUGCCCGCUGCAGUGUUUUGGCAGCUGCCAACCCCGUCUAUGGCAGGUAUGAUCAGUACAAGACACCUAUGGAGAACAUUGGGCUGCAGGACUCACUGCUGUCCCGGUUUGACUUGCUCUUCAUCAUGCUGGAUCAGAUGGACUCUGAGCAGGAUCGGGAGAUCUCAGACCACGUCCUUAGGAUGCACCGCUACAGGGCACCCGGGGAGCAGGAUGGCGAUGCUAUGCCCUUGGGUAGUGUUGUGGAUAUUCUGGCCACAGAUGAUCCCAACUUUAACCAGGAGGACCAGCAGGACACCCAGAUAUAUGACAAGCAUGACAACCUUCUGCAUGGGACCAAGAAGAAAAAGGAGAAGAUGGUGAGUGCGGCUUUCAUGAAGAAGUACAUCCACGUGGCCAAACUGGUCAAGCCCGUCCUGACACAGGAGUCGGCGGCCUACAUUGCAGAAGAGUACUCACGCCUACGCAGCCAAGACAGCAUGAGCUCGGACACUGCCAGGACAUCUCCAGUUACUGCCCGGACACUGGAAACUCUGAUUCGACUGGCUACGGCCCAUGCCAAGGCCCGCAUGAGCAAGACCGUGGACCUGCAGGAUGCAGAAGAAGCUGUGGAGUUGGUCCAGUAUGCUUAUUUCAAGAAGGUUCUGGAGAAGGAGAAGAAACGUAAGAAGCGAAAUGAGGAUGAGUCAGAGACAGAAGAUGAAGAGGAGAAAAGUCAGGAGGACCAUGAACAGAAGAAGAAGAGGAAGAAGACUCGACACUCAGAGGCCAAGGAUGGGGACUCCUAUGACCCCUAUGACUUCAGUGACACAGAGGAGGAAAUGCCUCAAGUACACACUCCAAAGAUGACAGAACCACAGGAGACUAAAGAAUCCCAGAAGGUGGAGUUGAGUGAAUCCAGGCUGAAGGCAUUCAAGGUAGCCCUCUUGGAGGUUUUCCGGGAAGCUCAUGCCCAAUCGGUGGGCAUGAAUCAUCUUACAGAAUCCAUCAACCGGGACACAGAAGAGCCCUUCUCUCCAGUGGAGAUCCAGGCUGCCCUGAGCAAGAUGCAGGAUGACAACCAGGUCAUGGUGUCUGAGGGAAUCAUCUUUCUCAUCUGAGAAGUUUUGCCAAGCGUUUCUCCCAUGCUUCCUACCCUCCUCCCUCACCCUAGUCUUUUCCUUCAUUCCCUGAAUAACAGAGUUAACAAUGGUUAAUUGAACUGAAGAGAAGGUACACUGGUGACAAAGCUGAUCAGAACUUGAUGGAACCUUUAGAAAUGGGUACCAAUCCUGCCACGGGGUAACAAAAGAGAAGUGGGGAACAACUAAGACUUCCUUGCGAGUUACUGGGUCUUACUUCCCACUUCUCAUCUCAAAACAAACCUAACCAUUGUUUUCUGUAAAUAACAUAUGACGUCUAGGAUUCUUUUUGGGGGCACAGCUGGUUUCUGUUUAUCCUUUCUGUAUUUUUUGGCUGAGUUUUCUCUCUCCAGAGCACUCUGGUGUAGAACAUGCUUUAGGUUGUUCUAUGCUGGUGGAGAGAAGCUUUGAGGCAAGUCGUACUAGCCAAGAAAGCUUUCUUUGCAGUAGCACUGGUUAAGACUAAUAUGCGUUUUUUACCUAAAUAUCCAGAAAGUUGAAUAAACUGAACCAUUUUUGUAGCAUACACAUUACCUUAAUACUGUGUGCUUUUAUAUUCACAGUGAACUUUAUUUUCCUUGAAAGCUCUGCCCUGUUAGAUUUGCUGCUCCCACAUUUGCAUCAAGCCGCCACAAGGUGGCAGCAGGCUUCUGCGCUUUCUCUUUGGGGGUUAGGUCUUUUCUUGAGGCAGUUUUCCUUUCUUAGUUAACACCAGCAUUUAUCAGUUAAAUUGUGCAAACCAAGCCCUGUGGAUAUGAAAUAGUUAAAUGGCCACAGGAGAGCAGUGAGAAGGAGUGACACUUUGCCUGGCUUUUCCAAGUCUGAAUCAAAACCUCUUCGUGGGGAAAUAAUACUCGAUAUGUCAGAGGCCUCAAAAUCGUGUGGCUUCUUGCCCAUAAAGAGACGUCCUUACAGGAUGCUUGUGGAAUUACUUAAACCUGGGGUUUUGGCCCUUGAGGCUUGUUUGCCUGUCUGCACAGAAGUUUGUGGGGGGGCCUGUCAGGGUCUCACUCCUACUAUUGUAUGGUUUGAGUAGCUUGUAAAGAAAUUUUAAGUUUAUAAAGAAAAAUAAAAUGUGCAAAUGUGUGAAUUUAUGGGGGCCUGGGUCACAUGGGUUGGAAGCUGCUCUGUGGUAGUGGACAAGAUUGUGCCA
Messenger RNA from Trichechus manatus latirostris (Florida manatee), 3618 nucleotides. RefSeq names its product minichromosome maintenance complex component 3 (gene MCM3). Gene Ontology annotation, biological process: mitotic DNA replication initiation; double-strand break repair via break-induced replication; DNA replication. The transcript has 17 exons. The coding region runs from base 21 to 2444 and encodes 807 amino acids. The record is from RefSeq and is a predicted model, not a curated record. Lineage: Eukaryota; Metazoa; Chordata; Mammalia; Sirenia; Trichechidae. Gene Ontology annotation, cellular component: MCM complex; nucleus. Gene Ontology annotation, molecular function: single-stranded DNA binding; ATP binding; single-stranded DNA helicase activity.